ACUUUUCGUUUUCUUCGGAAUUUAAUUAGUGUCGAAACUACCAGACAACGAAGUUUAAGAAAAAUGGUGAGCGACUACACGUUAAUGUUGGAAGAAGCUGCCCGUGAUGGAAACCUCGAACUUCUAGCAAAUCUCGUCAAAGAAAAUCGGUCGAUCCUCGUCGAUUUCAAACUCGCAUCCCUUCAAGAAUCUCUUCUGCACGUAGCAACGAAAUCCAGGGAGCUGUAUUUUGCGCGGGAGCUCAUGAGGAUCGAUUCCGGUAUUGCAAGAGAGCUCAACAAGGACGGUUUUCGACCGUUGGAUAUAGCCGUGAUCGCGGGCGACUUUGAGAUGGUCAAGGAGCGAGAUUUAUGCCGGCUCAAAGGCAAAGACCGAAGAACCGCCCUUCAUUACGCUGCCAUCAAGGGGAGAGUGGAUGUGAUAGAUUUGUUGCUCCUUUCGUCGUCUCCGUGUGCCGUGCUGGAAGAUGUCACGAUUCACGGGGAGACGGCCCUUCAUCUUGCUGUGAAGAAUUACCAGGUCGAUGCGUUUUUCGCUCUGUUGAAAUGGCUCGAGGGUCCAGACAAGGAGUCGGUUCUCGAUAUGGGAGAUUGCGACUGAAACACUGUCUUGCACGUUGCUGUUUCGACUAGGCAAUAUGAGUGCGUAGACCUACUUGUCCGCGAAAACAUCGCCACUGGACGAACAACAAUAAACGUGAACGCGAAAAAUGCUAACGGCCUCACACCUCUAGACGUUCUUCACAUACAAGAUUCGUACGACGUCAAGAUCAGAG
Molecule: messenger RNA, 775 nt
Organism: Erythranthe guttata (spotted monkey flower)
Lineage: Eukaryota; Viridiplantae; Streptophyta; Magnoliopsida; Lamiales; Phrymaceae
Source: RefSeq, a predicted model, not a curated record